Messenger RNA from Sitodiplosis mosellana (orange wheat blossom midge), 2288 nucleotides. Its product is annotated as trans-Golgi network integral membrane protein 1-like. The coding region runs from base 593 to 2143 and encodes 516 amino acids. Lineage: Eukaryota; Metazoa; Arthropoda; Insecta; Diptera; Cecidomyiidae. The record is from RefSeq and is a predicted model, not a curated record. The transcript has 2 exons.
UUGUACGAUUGUAUUCUUCCGUAAGAAUAUCAACAUACUGUUGUGACAGACCAUAAGUACAUCAUUCUAAAAUACACUGAACCAUUUGUGACCGUUUCAACGGAUCGAAACACCUGCUCAUUAAAAAACAUAAUCAUAUUUGUGUGCAUAGAACAGAAUUGGUGUUAAAAUAUUGAUCGUGCAUGAAUCAUUUAGCAAAACAAUUACACAUUGUCAAACCGAAAAAAAAAUAACAAUUACUCAUUGAUGAUAAUUAAGUACACGGCUUGAGUGCGUGACGUUUACAAUCUAGGUUUUGAUUGAAGUUUAGUUCUGAAAUAUUUUGGGAAAACAAUAGCAACGAAGAUCAGAUUUGUUGGUGCAUUAAAACACAAAUAGUUGAAACCGGAAUUUUUCAAUUUUUCCUACUCUUUUUGUUUCACUCCAUGCUCCAUGAAAUUCGAUACAAUUUGAAUGCGUAUAGAACAAAAUAAAAGUGCUUGAAUCGUGUAAAUUUUGAAUUUUUGUAUACGUAGUAAAUAAUCGAAAUAUCGGUGUAAAUUAAGCAGAUAAAGAAAACAGUGAACAAUUUAAGUAGCAGCAAGCAAAAAAAAUGUGGUGGCUUCAGAACAAAUUGAAUUUGAUGCACGCACAAAAAUGGCAUUCAUUCAAUCACAUUCGAUCGGUGCCAGUAACUUUAGUUGUGUUAAUAACUGUGAUGUCAGUGUUAUUUGCGUCCGCUCAAAUACAAUAUCCUAAGGAAAGGGUAUCCUUGGUGGCAAAGGACAACAACACAUUGUUGGAUCCCGGAUUUUUGCCAUUUUUAACGGAAUGCAGCAAAUCAAAUGUUGGAGCUUCAAAAGAACUGUGUACAAUGUAUUAUGAUAUGGUUUAUAAUACAUAUGAGCUCGGUGCAAAGGGACUCGACACAAAAAUAGCCAUCCAAAAGGCAGACAAAGAGCUUGAUAACCAGCAGCUGGUUAAGGAAUUUUGUGAAAUUUUCCGUAACGAAACCACCAAUACGCUGGACAAACAACCAUUUUCCCAAACAAAUGGCUACAAUAUAACGGAGUGGAUAAAGACGAGUUUAAUCUGUGAAGUGAACUGCUUGCAGAAGGGCAAACAACCAAAUUUGGUGGAAAUCAAGCAAGUUUGCAAAUUCAUUUCGGGCGGCUGUCGAUGGAUCGGAGAACAAAAGAAAAAACUAUAUUUCGCUAGUUUGGUACCACCAAAUGCAAACCAAAACCUAGGCGAAGCGGUUAAUGACAAUGCCGGUGGAAAAGGGGAUGCAAACGCAGCCGUGAAUAACGAAAAUAAAGCACGGCCGAUCGCAAUUAUUAAUGCGAAUGCUAAUGGAAAUUCAAGUCCGGCACAAAAUACACUCCAAGAUCCAGCUCCAAACAAUGAUGCCAUAACGAAUGCAAAAUCAAGCUCGAAUCCAGAACCGAAAAAGCCCAAUUCAAAAGCACCCGAAGAGACUCAAAUUUCAAAACAAGUAGAAAUAUCAGUACCAGCCGGUCAACAACCACAGAGACAGCUACCUGCAAAAGUAACACCCUCAUUGAAUAGAACCAGCCCAUCAAAUCUAACCACUAACAAUAACAAAUCAAGCAAUAUCAACAUUGUGGAAACGAAAAUUGUGCAGCCACCGCCGCUACCACCAGCAGUCACACCCAAGCAAGCUCGACCUCUGUCUCCGGAUAAUGAAAGUGAAGAUGACUUAGAAGUGAAUGACAAAAAGCCUGAUAUCGACGACGAAAAUCCAGAAAUUGAAGACGAAACAGAAGAGGAUAAUCACAAUGAAGAAGAGGUGCCGCUUGAAAUGAAUAACAGUAACAAUAAUAUCAAUGUGAAUAAUAUGCAUAAUACGCAAAGCCGUUUGUUGGCCAACCAAGGGGAGUUUCGUGCGGAUAAAGAGUCCAGCUUUUUCCCAUAUUUCAUGUUUUUAAUGUUUGUUGUAGUCACAUUCUAUGUUGCUUAUCACAAUAAGUCCAAAAUAUUAGCAUUACUCAUUGAGGGUCGACGUAGUCGAAGCUAUUCGUCACGCAGCGGCAGCGGUAGGAGAAAACAACAUUCAGCCGAAUAUCGCAAACUUGAUUCAAAUCUCGAAGAAGCCAUUCAAUCAGACGGUGGCCAUGUACUGUCCACUCAAAUCAUUUACUAAAAUUGUCCAUAUAAUUGUUGAUCAAAUGUGAUUUUGAUUUAUGCUACUCUUCUCGCUUCAAGACACAAGUAGAAGAAGAAACAAGCAAUGUGAAGAAAAAAUAAAGCGAACAAAUCAAAGCAAUGGAUUUGAAUUGACACUUCAU